Messenger RNA from Angiostrongylus costaricensis, 681 nucleotides. The record is from the annotation of a GenBank genome assembly. NCBI's taxonomy places the organism in Eukaryota, Metazoa, Nematoda, Chromadorea, Rhabditida, Metastrongylidae.
AUGGCUGUACAUUUAGGACCGUAUCGUAUUCUAUGGGCUUCUGUGUAUACAAACUAUCCGGAAUGGAUCUCUCAAAUGCUCAUUGUGAACGCGCCGUCGUUUAUAAGCCUCUUAUGGAAGACGAUUGCUCCAUUAAUUCCGGAAAGAACUCGAAGUAAAGUGAAAAUCUGCAGAACUAACAGUGAUUGGAAAAGUUUGGUACAAAAGUAUGCUAAGGCCGAAAACAUUCCCACAUACUGGGGAGGCAAACUUGUCGAUUCUAAUGGUGAUGGAAUGUGUCGCGAUCGCCUGAGUAUCCCACUCGAUCCGAUUCCUCAAGACCUCUAUUGGACCCCAGAUAAGAAUGCACCCAAUCUCGACGAGCUCAGCUGUGCUGUCAUCCCAGCGGGAAAGAUGAAGAUCGUCACCUUCGUUGUCUCCGACCACGAGCCGACCUAUAUAAUUAUCAACAGAUUCUGCGAUCGAACAUACGGUAUGGGCAUUUGGUACAACUGGUUCCCGGACUUUGACUAUCCUGGAAUGCCAACUGUCGACUACUUGCGAAUCAAAACCCUCGGGGAAGGUGUGUACAAGGUGAAAUUCGGCAACGAACAAGCUUGGAUUCGGUCGCUGAAUAUCCACUAUAGGAUUCAAUUCGAAAAAGAGAAUGGCGAGAGAGCCGAUUUCAAAGAGUUAGAGUAA